AUGGACAUCACUCGAUCAGGAAGGAAACGGAAGAGCUCUCUCUCAAGUUCAAGAAGCCAGUCACCAGUCUCAAGUCGGACUAGACGGAGCUUGGCAGCGGUGCCAGAAGAUGCCAGCCUCAAUCAACAACAAAAAGCAGUAUCCGUCACACCCAAGAAGUCAAGAAAGAGAGUGCGGUUUUCCGACCCAGGCCCUCGGUUAUUGCACGAUGAAGAUGCCGGGUCGACUGGCUUGACCCCGGCCAUGCGUCGAACAUCGUUCGAGACAGGAUCUAGGGAUUACACAUCUAGCCGCAAAUCCCGACGCAGGUCGGCCCCAACACCACGCUUCCAGCGGUCGUAUGACCCGGAGGAGCCGUUUGAUGAAACAUGCACCGAGCGAAGGAUUCAAUUUACUCCGCUGCGCCAAAUCCUGGAUACACGAACCCAGAGAAGAAUUAGGCGAAUCGGGUUGAGCGAUGAGAUCAAUCAGAUUGAGCGCGAAAAGCGCGAGACCCGCAAAAUGGAAAAGACCAUGCGAGCUUUGCUUCAAGAGCGAGAUUCGUUAAAAGAUGAACUCAGGGCCAUGAAACAAGGUGGAAUGGACUUUGAGGACAAUUCAUUGGCAGAGUCAUAUUGGAUGACACCUGACACCCCCAGAUCUUGCGAGGAAUUAUCAGUGGUUUCGAAUCACAGUCUGGACGACGCCACUCUAUUUCCGAACGGUGAAGGGGAAACUUUUAUGUUCAAUGACAGUGCUGUCAUUGUGUCCAGCUCCCCUGAUUUCCGUACUCGGAGCCAUAAUCCACCCGUCACUGAUAGCUUGAUGCUAGCCGACGAACACCAAACGCAGAAAUCAGUCAAUACAGAGGCAUCCGAGGUUCACUCCCUGACUCUUGACCUGGAAGCUGCCAGGCAAGAAAAGAAAAACUUGUUCGACGCAUGUCGAUCAAGAAUCUCAGGGUUCAAUGACCCUACGAUCAGUAGCCUUUUCCGCCAGUCAUCUCCACCGUCGGACUUCUUCGAGAAUAUCAUGAAGAUCUUGGAAAAUGCUCUGUCUCGUGCGGCAGAUGCUGCUGAGGCUCUCGAAGGAGUCACCCAAGAAUGCUCCGGCUUGGGAUUCUCCGGAGACGGCGUGGACGAAGUUAUAUCCGACAUGCGGAACCACUUCCGCUCAGCUCGUCUCGAGCUUGAACGUGCGCUACCUGGUGAAACUGCCAACGUCAGUCUUGAGGACGGCAAGGCAACUCUAAGUGCACUGGUGAGGCGCGUUGAGUCACUGGCAAAAGAUCUGGGGACAGAGCGCCAUUAUCAUGAUGGCUCUCUCGGCCGGGAAAAGGCUCUCCGAGGGCAAUUUGACGCUUUACUACACCGAUACGAGACAGCUACAAGAAAAAUUGACAGCCUCGAAGAUUCAAUCGCAUCUUCCGCGAGCGAUAUGCUCCACACGCGGAUGCGAAUGCAAGAGCUCGAACGUGAAGGCCAGGAACAGGCUGUUGGGAUUGACAGAUUAAGCACAGCCCUCGACAAGUAUCAUUAUGAAGUGAAGGGUCUCGAAAGCCUUAUCGACAACCUUGAAAAGGAGAAUACAGCUACAAAGGAGGACUAUACCCGGCAGAUAUCUAAGCUCAAGAAACAAGUGGCCCAUGAACGCUCAAAACGCUGUUCGGCCGAGGCUACUGCUUCUAAGUCCGAGUCUCGUAUCCGGGAACUAGAGCAAAUAGUCGAGCACAAUCGAAUUCGAGCUUGCGAUUUGAUGGCUCAGGUGGAGCUUCUUGAAAAGGAACAUCAAAGAGCCAUCGAGAGCCUUGAGCAAAACAGCAGUGAGCUUCAGGCGCAUGAAGCAGAGACGGGGACUCUCAAUGUUCGCAUCUCAGACCUCAGCACAUCAUUGCAUGGUGCCAAAUCUGAAGUGCAGCGUCUUCAGAAUAUCAACACCGGCCUUGAAGAACAACUUCAGUUAGAAGUCGAAGCUCGAAAUGAGCUCCUGGACAAGUGGGCCGCAGAUCAAGUGCGAUCUUUCGCCCACAUGAAGGAGACUAUCAACUCGGAACGUCGCAGAGCCAAGGUUCGCGCGGCCAACUGGGAGUUGAAAUCGGAUGAUCUCAUGUCAGAUGGCACUACAAUUGGAGAUGGGAGUGAGCCAAUUACUCCCGUUAGCGCUCGAUUUGUUGAUGUGCAAAUCGGUCGCGGCAAGGACCGGCGACGCAUGGAUAGUGUCGAGAUUAUGGGGGAGGAACUGGAGAAUGACAUUUCGCAUGUCGGCAGCGUUAUCGGAUCUGAUGUUCAUCUUCCCCAUCGGAUUUGGCUUAUGGGGCUUCUCGCCGAGCCUCUUCAACAGCUGCCACUAAACUUGAGCCAAUACACUAUUCCUGCCAACUACGGAACACCUACGCACAAUGUGAUUCACCCCAUCCAGCCAGGAGGCUCCGUCGUCAUCGGCCACAAGUCCACCAUUGUGAGCGCCUUCGCUUUCGGAAAUACGAGUAUGUAUGCAGACUCCAAUGGCACAUUGCUUCCUCCCACAGAAUGGACCCCGGCCAAAAUGGACACGAUAUACGAUAUGGCCAGUCUAACCAAAGUGUUCACUGCGGUAGCCGCACUGCGUGCCAUUGACGAGGGCAAGCUAAGCUUGGAUAAGAGCGUUGCUUCCUAUCUUCCCGGGUUCGCGGCAAAUGGGAAGAGCAACAUCACUGUCUUAAUGCUGUUGACCCAUACAAGUGGCUUCGCUCCAGACCCUCUGCCCGGUCUGUACGAAGCACCUUACAAGACCAUGCAGCAGCGCGUUCGUGCGGUCAUCGAGCAUGAGCUCGAAAAUGCUCCUGGAUCUACGUACACAUACUCAGACCUGAACUUUAUGAACCUGCGCUUCUUGCUGGAGAAGGUCACCAAAAUACCAUUUGAGGAGUAUGUCUAUUCAUUUACCCGUGAGCUCGGCAUGACAAGCACCUUUUUCAACAAGGGAAACAACCAGUCCCCUUCAUUCCAGUACUGCGCGCGCAUGGCGCCGACAGAGUAUCAGAUCGAAGUCCUGGGAGACGCCGAGCCUAAACGCCCCCAGCCCGUGCGAGGAACCGUGCACGACGAGAACGCCUGGGCUCUUGAUGGUGUGAGCGGACACGCCGGUCUCUUUUCGACGGCCGGGGACGUGGCGAUCUUCUGCCAAAUGAUCCUGAACAACGGCACAUAUGGCGGUAAACAGAUACUGGAACCGGAGACUGUGGACUUCAUGUUCACAAAUUUCAAUACCGCGUUUCCUGGUAAUGAGCACAGUAUCGGGUUCGAGCUCAAUCAGAGCUAUUUCUCGGGACCCAUGGCCAAUAUGCUGGCAGGGGGACACACGGGCUUUACUGGUACCACGCUUGUUGUUGAUCGUGCGUCGGAUACAUUUAUGGUCAUGCUGGGUCAUCGUGUGUAUCCGAACCGGAACUGGGCGAGUAACAAUAUUGUUCGGGAGGCGAUAGGCUAUUGGGUUGCCCGCUCGCUUGGUCGGGAUGUUCCAUUUCCAUGA
Penicillium mononematosum is the source of this 3489-nucleotide messenger RNA. RefSeq lists its product as uncharacterized. Bases 1 to 3489 code for a protein of 1162 amino acids. NCBI's taxonomy places the organism in Eukaryota, Fungi, Ascomycota, Eurotiomycetes, Eurotiales, Aspergillaceae. The transcript is spliced from 2 exons. The record is from RefSeq and is a predicted model, not a curated record.